Messenger RNA from Trichosurus vulpecula (common brushtail), 1013 nucleotides. It is a transcript of the gene GPR35, whose product is annotated as G protein-coupled receptor 35. The record is from RefSeq and is a predicted model, not a curated record. Gene Ontology annotation, cellular component: membrane. The transcript has 2 exons. Gene Ontology annotation, biological process: phospholipase C-activating G protein-coupled receptor signaling pathway; positive regulation of Rho protein signal transduction; chemokine-mediated signaling pathway. Lineage: Eukaryota; Metazoa; Chordata; Mammalia; Diprotodontia; Phalangeridae. Bases 96 to 1013 code for a protein of 305 amino acids. Gene Ontology annotation, molecular function: chemokine receptor activity.
CCCAGCCUGGGGCAGAGUAAGGGAACCAUUCGUCCCCUUGUGGAUUCACCAGCACCCCUGUCUCACCACCACUGAUCAUAUUGAAACACCCUAGGAUGAACAGCACCAGCAACUGUACCUCUGAGGACAAUAGCCAGUCACAGCAGCUGGUCAUGAUUGUGUACAUCGUCAUUUUGCUGGUGCUGGGUAUUGUGUUCAAUGCCUUGGCCCUGUGGGUGUUCUGCUGCCGCAUGAAAAAGAAGUGGACAGAGACGGUCAUCUACAUGACCAACCUGGCCGUGGCAGACUUCUGCCUCCUCUGUGCCCUACCCAUCAUGCUCUACUCCCAAAGGCAUAGCAAACGAGAGGACACCAUGCUGUGCCAGACAUCCCAGAGCAUCUACUUGGUGAACAGGUACAUGAGCAUCAGCAUCAUUACUGUGAUUUCCGUGGACCGCUAUGUGGCUAUCCAGUUCCCAAUGCAGGCCAAGAGGCUGCGGUCCCCUGGCCGCUCCGCCAUCAUCUGCGCUGUGCUCUGGGCUUUGGUCAUCAUUUCCACAGCCAGCCGCCGGGCCUGGCAAGUCAAAGAUGGCAGCUUCUGCUUUUCCAGUGAGAAAUAUGAUGGGGCAAAGUCGUCCAUCUUCUCCAUGCUUGGCUUCUACAUCCCGUUGAUUGUCCUGACCUUCUGUUCAAUCCAGGUGAUUGUGAUCCUGGUGAGGAAGAAGAAGACGGAUGUCCAUGAGAAGAAAGCCAUCCAGAAAGCCAUCUGGAUCAUCAGCGCCAACCUACUCGUCUUCCUGGCCUGCUUCCUGCCCAUGCAUGUGGCCUUGAGCAUCCGGCUCAUCAUGGAGCCCAAGACCUGCUCCAGCAUACGGACCUGGAAGAAUGUCAUCAUUAUAACCUCACGCUUGUCCAAUGCCAACUGCUGCCUGGAUGCCAUCUGCUACUACUUUGUGGCCAAGGAAUUCCAGGAAGCAUCAGCCCAAACCAUCUCCACUUUGUCCAGGUCCUACAAGCUCCAAGACUCAACAUAA